UGGGGCGGGCCAGGGUGCCCGGCCGCGGAGGUCGCCGGGUCGCGCAGCCCUGCUCUCCCGGGCUCGGAGGCUGCAGAGGUGGCGGCAGUUGGUAAGGCACAGGUGCAAACCAGAGGUGACGAGGGGCACAGCUGCCUUCACCGGUGCCGCCGAGGGCCUAACCCUUCCAACCCGCAGGCCCAUAUGAUGCCCAGGGUCAAGCUGUCCUGAGACACCAGUCAAGCCAUCUGCCUGUCCCCGACGCCUGCCCAGUCGCCAGCACCACCACCAUGGAGUCCAGGGCGAAGUUGGCCAGCAGUCCCAAGCCAGACACCAAGGUGUCUCAGGCCACUGCCGAGGCCAAGGCCAUUCCAGCUGCCGAUGGAAAAGUCCCUUCAACCAAGGCUGGAAAAAAGGAGGCCCAAGUGGAGAAGCAGGAGCAGCCCACAACCCCCGCCUCUGCCAAGAAGACCACAGCCAAGGCUGACCCUGCCCUUCUCAACAACCAUAGCAACCUGAAGCCGGCUCCUUCGGCUCCCGCUGUCCCCAGCAGUCCUGAUGCAGCCCCAGAGCCCAAAGGUCCUGGGGAUGGGGCGGAGGAGGACGAGUCCACCACCAAGUGCUCAGGGGGCAAAGGUCCUUGGCCCUGCGAGAACUUGACACCCCUGCUGGUAGCUGGGGGUGUAGCUGUGGCAGCAGUGGCCCUGAUUCUUGGUGUGGCCUUCCUGGCUCGGAAGAAAUGAUACCUAGAUGAUUGGUGUCCAGGGGGGCACAGAGCCAUUUUCUGUACAGACCUGGGAGCUAGUGCAUGCGAGUUUACAGUACCUAUCUAUAUCUACAUAAUACAUCAUAUACAUAUAUGUAUACCCUCUCUAUGUACACAGCGGGAAAGACACAGCAAGCCGCCUCUGCUCACCCCAGCAUAGUCUCCGCCACGCUCUGAGGCAGAAGCCUGGGCUCUGGGGCUUACAGAACAGGGCAGAGGUCCUGCUGGGCAGGCCAGGCAGUGGACACAGUGAGGAAGGACAGAAUAGAUCCUGUGUGCAGCUACCUGGUCUCUGAAGGAGCAGAGUCGGGGUGGGCAGCAGGUCCCUAAAGUUUGUAUUCCUAAUCCUGGUCUGGGCUUGACACAGAAAGACUGCCCUGAGGUGAGCAGUCCCUCUUCAGUGCCACCUCCACAACUGCCUGCUGUAACUAGGAGGAGAGACAGCUUGGUACUGUCUUAGCAGGGGCUCCCGGAAGUUCCCUUUUUCUAGCUUGUGCCCAGUGAAGGCCAUGCAACUAGGGCCACGCUGCAUUUCCUGGGCAGUGCUGACAGCCUGGGAGGGAGCCAGGUAUCCAAGGAGGCUCUCAUCACCCAGCUGUGCCUGCCAAUGCCCCCUUAGAGUGGGCCCUCCUGCCUGCACCCUGCGACCCCGUCUAACAAGCGUAUAAAUGCAAUAACACAGGUAGAGUAGAACUGCUUGGUGGGUGGCAGUCACCCACCACCCACUUCCUGCAGUAAGACUGCUGCACAGCCCUCCGCACACAUGGCCCUGGCCUGCCCUGGCAUGGUGGCAGCAGGCAGGCUUCCCAAAGUGGUGGUGGUAGCCAUUGUGGGAAUCAUGUCCUCACCUGGCUAGCACCACAGGAACUGGGCCUGGGCAGAGGCUAAGUUGGAAAUAAACUCUGUUGUCUAAAGGC
Messenger RNA from Cavia porcellus (domestic guinea pig), 1662 nucleotides. It is a transcript of the gene Cend1, whose product is annotated as cell cycle exit and neuronal differentiation 1. Gene Ontology annotation, biological process: cerebellar granular layer maturation; cerebellum development; radial glia guided migration of cerebellar granule cell. The coding region runs from base 270 to 722 and encodes 150 amino acids. The transcript has 2 exons. Lineage: Eukaryota; Metazoa; Chordata; Mammalia; Rodentia; Caviidae. The record is from RefSeq and is a predicted model, not a curated record.